Molecule: messenger RNA, 2790 nt
Organism: Uncinocarpus reesii 1704
Lineage: Eukaryota; Fungi; Ascomycota; Eurotiomycetes; Onygenales; Onygenaceae
Exons: 5
Coding region: 1-2790 (929 amino acids)
Biological process (GO): nucleotide-excision repair; mismatch repair
Cellular component (GO): XPC complex; nucleotide-excision repair factor 2 complex; cytoplasm
Molecular function (GO): single-stranded DNA binding; damaged DNA binding
Source: RefSeq, a predicted model, not a curated record
AUGGGGAAGCGAACGGCCCCAUCGCGCGGGACCCGUCAAGCUGGAAAAGGCGUGGGGUCCGAAGCCCCAGCAGAUGACUCUAUCGCAGAUAUCUACCGUGAUAUGCUCGUUGAGGCCCAUCCGACGAUAAAUCAACUACCAAACGAUGUUAGGGCCACGAAACGGCGGAGGGUCGGGGAGCGGUCGACCCCGGCUUCUGACCCUCAACCGGUACCACAGGACCCAGCGGUGGCCGUCGAACGAACCGUUGGCAAGGCUCCUCAAACCGUUUACGAUAUCGAUGCGUCGGAUGAGUCAGAAGUUGACGACUGGGAGGACGUUGAGCCGCCCUCCGUGCUCCCCAUACAGGAAUCGAGUCCGUCAGCUUCUGCCAACAGGCAGGAUGAUGUUGAGCUGCAAAUUACGCUUGAGAAGCCUGAAGUGAAGGACAAACAAAAAGCUUCUUCGCGUCGAAAACCUGUGUCCGGCGCUGAGAAAAGAUGCCGCCUGGAUAUUCAUAAACUUCACCUACUCUGUCUGCUCGGUCAUGUGCAGAUGCGAAAUUCAUGGUGCAACGAUAGUAAAGCACAGGGAAGUCUGAGGCGCUUGUUAUCCAAGCGCAUCAUUUUGCUGCUUCAUCCAAAGACGGAUAUGCCCCAAUUCAACCGUUCAACCACAUUUGCUGAUGGGCUAAAACAAGCUUCUGAUACGUUUCGCCGAAGAUUUAAACCCACUGCCCUCGGAAUGAGGAGGCCCUUUUGGCUUGAUAAUCUCGAUACAAUUCAGAGCUCAAUUACGAUCCCCGAUUCUACAGAGAUCUUGUUAUCCAAGGAGGAUUUUCGGAAACAUGCCAUAAGUAUGGAAGGGUCUCGUGACCUUGGGGCGCAGUUGUUUUGCACUAUGCUUCGUGCCGUGGGCGUGGACACUCGGCUUGUCUGUUCUCUUCAGCCUCUGCCUUUUAGCGGAGUGGCGAAAGGAGAAGCGCCUAUGAAGUCUGCCAGGGAAUACAUAAUUUUACCGGACGAUAAUGAAAGGGCUUCGAGCGAGACAAGUGGCAAUAGUGCCCUUGAUACACCCAAGGCAAAAGAUACGCCUCCACAGAGAAUGCGCAGGUUCGGGCAGCCGCGAUUUUCACCUGGCCCGUCGAAAAGUCCGAAGCCAAAGUCUGCACCAGUAUACUCACCGGUUGCUUCCGAAUCAUUAUAUCCUAUCUUUUGGGUUGAAGCUUUCAACGAAGCAAUGCAGAAAUGGGUGGUCGUGGAUCCCAUUGUGACGAAUACCCUCGGGAAGCCGGCCCGAUUCGAGCCACCUGCUAGCGACCGCUAUAACAAUAUGAGUUAUGUUCUUGCUUUCGAAGAUGACGGCUCAGCUCGCGAUGUGACAAAACGUUACGUCAAAUCCUUCAAUGCAAAGACCCGGAAAGCUAGAGUUGAGUCUACCAAAAACGGUGAAAGCUGGUGGGAGCGUACAAUGCAAUCUUUAGAAAAGCCGUUUUUGGAUGAUCGCGACCAGUUAGAAAUCGGCGAACUCACCGCGAAGGCUGCGGCUGAGGGUAUGCCUCGAAAUGUCCAAGACUUUAAGAACCAUCCGAUAUACGCUCUGGAAAGGCAUCUCCGUCGCAAUGAAGUGAUCCACCCCAAGAGAGAAAUUGGUAAAGUUGGAUUAAGCAGAUGUAUAAAGGCUAGUGAACAGCCGCUGAAAAGGGUCCCAACGUCGAAUAAUAAGGUAAAACUCGACACAAACAACGAUGAUGAUGCCGAGACAACUCAAGAAACGCCGAUGUACGCGGUUUUUCAAACAGAAAUAUACAAACCGUCUCCCAUCGUGGAAAAUCGCGUCCCGAAAAAUGUGUAUGGAAACAUUGAUGUUUAUGUUCCGAGUAUGGUACCAGAAGGGGGAUUUCAUUUGAAACACAACGAUGCCGCCAGAGCCGCGAAGAUUUUAGGCAUCGAUUUCGCGGAUGCCGUGACCGGAUUUCGAUUUCAAGGUAGACAUGGGACUGCGGUGAUUGAAGGAAUUGUCGCCUCAGUACAAUAUCGUGAAGCUAUUCUCGCUAUCAUCAGCGGCUUAGAGGACGAACGCAUGCAAGCUGAGCAAGAUCGCAGGACAAUGGCGGCCUUGCAAAUGUGGAGACAGCUACUGCUAAAGCUGAGGAUUGCCGAACGCGUGCAAAGCUACGCGUUUGAGGGAGAAAAUGACGAGACGACAAGACAUGAAAAUGAUCUAUCGGAAUCUGACGUUGAGGAAACUGGUGGUGGCUUUUUUCCUGAAGUGGAUAAUGAAGCUGGCGAACCGUCCACUGCGGUAGACCAAGAGUCAUCUGUACGGAACUCAACAAUUGGCGAUGCUGUCAAUGACACGAGUCGCCUCCAUCAGCCUCGAGAUAGCGGGUUCAUUGCCCCGGAACUUUCUUCAACAGCAAUCUCGACUUCCUGUGGUACAAGUAGCAUGAUACCACGAGCCGGAUUUCCUCGCACAGCCUCUCAAUCUCAGUACAGACUUGUGGUAGUGCCCGCUGGAACACUGCCUCUCUCUGGCUCACUAUCCAAUCCGGUACCAGCACCAGCAGCACAACAAUGUCAAGUCCAAGAGGAUCCCCAGAUAAGCGCCUCCAGCCCCGUAAAUGAACUGCCUCUACACUCAAUGCGAGACACUUCCGGUAUCAGCCGGUCUGCCAGUGCGGAAGAGUUAGCGGCUUUACCAGACCUGGUUCAUAAUGAUUCGGAUAGUGAGAUAGACGAUCAAAAUUCCAUGAUCUCCCAUGACCCGGAAGACGAGGACGCCGAGCCGGAAUGGUUGCUCUCCGAUUAA